Messenger RNA from Epithele typhae, 951 nucleotides. RefSeq lists its product as uncharacterized. The record is from RefSeq and is a predicted model, not a curated record. Lineage: Eukaryota; Fungi; Basidiomycota; Agaricomycetes; Polyporales; Epitheliaceae. The transcript has 14 exons. The coding region runs from base 1 to 951 and encodes 316 amino acids.
AUGACGCUCCUCGACGAAACCAUGGGCAUGCUCUUCAUUGGGGUCCUCAUCGCCGGGAUUCUCUACGGAGUCUCGUGCACGCAAGUGUACUUCUACUUCUCACGCUAUUCCCGCGACCCGAUGUACAUGAAGUUGCUCGUACUCGGGGUCUGGGUAUCGGACACGAUUCACCAAGCCCUCAUUUCCCACUCGUUGUACUGGUACCUGGUCACCAACUACGGCCAACCUGCGACUUUGGCCCUGCUCGCGCCCACCAUCAUCAUUGAGGUCGUUAUUCAAGCCGUCACUGGUCUCCUCGUGCAGUGCUUCUUCGCUGCGCGCGUGUACAGGCUGAGCGGGCAGAAUUGGUACUUGACUGUUCCCGUCGGCCUUCUCAUCGCCGUCGAGUUCGCCGUGUCUACAGCCUACACCGCCAGAGCUCUCAAGUUCGCGAGCUUCGCUGAGCUCACUGAGGUCAAAGCGCUUUCCAUCAGCAUCAACGCGUUUGCUGCCGCCGGAGACGUGUGCAUUGCUAUCAUCUUGUGCACCAUCCUUCAGACUUCCAAGACCGGUUUUCAGAGGUCCACGAGGCUCAUCAACAAGCUCAUGAUCUUCUCCCUUAACACUGGGCUGUUGACCAGUAUCUGCGCGUGCUUGUCGCUCAUCACCAUUUUGGCGUUGCCGGACACGUUCGUUUACAUCGUCUUCUUCUUCAUCAUCGGGCGCUUGUACUCGAACUCGUUCAUGGCGACGUUGAACGCUCGCAAGGGCCUCCAUGAUGGCUCCAGCAGCGGCGACGCAUCGUUGUCCCUCCAAAACAUGCACCCCACCGCCAACAGCGCGAACAUCAGCAGGCAGAACGGCACGCACAUCGCGAUUCAGAUUGACACUACCAAGGACUCGCAGCGCGAUCACGAACUCGAGGAGUCAGAGUCGGCGUACAAGGGGAACACCAAGCGCCACAUGGUCUGA